AUGGCUCCGCGGCGAGCUUGCACUACCUUGCCCGUGUGCACUGCUGCUGCGCCUGUAGGUGCAUGGCUUUCCAGUGCCUGCGCGGGCAUCCAGUCUUUCCUCACAUCUUCUUCUUUCUCUCCCGUCAAACCCGGAGCAGCAGCAGGGACAAGACCAACCGACUCGCCCGCUCCGCUCCACACGCCUUCGAUCUGGCUCUCCGAGUGCGGCGGCAAAGUCCACCCAUUCCUGCGCGACGAGCCGCAGCUGAGCAAUAACCCCGUCAACCCCACCAUGCCAAACGAAAAACAAAACCGCCACCGCGCCCGCCGCCGCCGCUGCAUGUCGUACCCUCGCCCCUGUCCUCGUCCUCGCAUCCGUCGCCACAGCGUCCCCCUCCCGCAGCGCGCGCACCCAAACCCGCUCGCCUCGCUGCGCCGCCUCUCCUCGCACCUCAGCACGCUGCGCCCGCACCCGCGCAUCUGCCUGCCCUGCUGCCCCACCAGCGGCACGCGCCAGCAGCACGGCGCAAGCAGCUCGUCUGGCGUCGGCGGGAGCUCUGGCUACGGCUAUGGCGUCCAUGGCCCCUACGGCGCCCACAGCCCUUACGGCGGCAACGGUGGCUAUGCUUCUGGCUCCCCGGCGAGCGUAACGCCUCCGCCGCAGUCGCCGCGCCCCCAUGCCCUUGAUCUGCUGCAUGCGUCGCGCGCGGCGUAUCAGUGGGCGGAUUGGGGCACGCUGCUUUGUGAGGCGCGGCUCGGGUGUGCGGUGCAUUGGAGCGAGUGGGUGUUGGCGUUUUCGGCGGCGUGGGAGGCGCCGUUCCUUGUGCUGGAUUGUGGGGGUGUGGGGGAAGAGAGAGAGGUAGAGGAGGAGGAUAGUUUUGACGUGAUUUUGGAGGAAGACGAGGAAGAAGAGGAAGAAGUGGAGGAGGAGAGUGAAGAGGAAGAGAAAGAGGAAGACGUAUGGGCGCGCGAAGAGGCAGAAGAGGAUGCCACAGCAGCAGCAGCAGCAGCAACAGCAGACCCCUCUCCCACCGAAAGAGGCAGCCACCGCGCCCCUUCUCCCUCUCCCUCUUCCCUCCCCCUCCCCACCCCCUCCAACAUAACCACGCACACCCCUCCCCCACUCAACACGACGUCCCAAACCACCACCCCGACCCCAACCCUAACCGCCAUACCGACACCGAUCCCCCGUUCCCACGACAACAACAACACCCACAGCCACAGCCGCCACCUCCCCCGCCUGUCCUCCCGCCCCUUCUCCAUCGCCCUCGACUGGCUGCGCGAAAACAUGGCCCCGCUGGGCAGCGCCGUGUACGCGCACCCGCAGCAGCAGCAGGAGCAGCACAACCACGGUCAGAACCACAGCCGCAACCACAGUUACAACUACAGUCAUAGCCACCGGAAACGAGAACGCGAACACCACCACAAUCACAACCGCACCCACCCCCAUAACCACCCCACCGCCUCAAGCGCCAACGACGUCACCAUCACCGCCGCCGCUGCCACCACUUCCAGCUCUAAAACCACAACCUCCUCCACAAACACUUCCCCUCCCCCUUCUACCCCCACCAACCCCACCCACGUCGAAGAAACCGAAGUCGAAGUAGCUGCAGCACAAGCCAUAACGACAACAGCGACAGGCACCAUGUACGCCGUCUCUUCUUCGCCGCCGACGCCGACGUCGCGGCAGCUGCGCGGCGUGUCCGCUACGACGCUGGUGCUGCGGCUGAGUUGCGAGAGCUGGGAUUCUUAUGCUGCGAAGUGGUAG
Molecule: messenger RNA, 1749 nt
Organism: Aplosporella prunicola CBS 121167
Lineage: Eukaryota; Fungi; Ascomycota; Dothideomycetes; Botryosphaeriales; Aplosporellaceae
Exons: 1
Coding region: 1-1749 (582 amino acids)
Source: RefSeq, a predicted model, not a curated record